Cygnus atratus (black swan) is the source of this 1724-nucleotide messenger RNA. RefSeq names its product dynein 2 intermediate chain 2 (gene DYNC2I2). The record is from RefSeq and is a predicted model, not a curated record. Lineage: Eukaryota; Metazoa; Chordata; Aves; Anseriformes; Anatidae. Gene Ontology annotation, cellular component: cytoplasmic dynein complex; ciliary plasm. Gene Ontology annotation, molecular function: dynein heavy chain binding; dynein light chain binding. The transcript has 9 exons. The coding region runs from base 5 to 1537 and encodes 510 amino acids. Gene Ontology annotation, biological process: intraciliary transport.
CUCCAUGGCAACGGCUGUGGGGGCCGCCAUGUUGGCGGACGGGUCGGCGCCCGGCGCCGCGGUGCCGUCGCUGUGGAGAAGCGGCCGGAGCCUGCGCUGCGAGGCGAAAAGCUGCCAGACUGGGAAAAUUUCAACAUCAGAAGCUGCAGUACAGUCGCAGACUAGUCAGGAUGCCAGUGUACAAACAGAUCAAAGUAUAGAUGCUGCCCAAGCUUUCCAGCAAGAAGUCCAAGUAGAUUACACUAGCCUUCUACUAUUCCUUCAGAGAGUGGAGGAUGUUGUUAUCAAAGAGCUGAAUAAAAACUGGACAAGCCGUGCCUUUGAUGGCUUUGAAGUGAACUGGACAGAUCAGAAUGAAACAGUGCUGUGUUUGCAUACAUUGUCAUACCCCGAGGCUCAGAAUCAACACCUGCAGGUUACCAGCGUCUCGUGGAAUGCAACUGGAUCCGUUCUUGCAUGCUCGUAUGGCCGGUUGAAUGAUGGGGACUGGAGCACAGAAAAAUCCUACGUUUGUACCUGGAAUCUGGACAGACGAGGGCUGGAUCCACAGCGCCCUGACCUAGUGGUGGAUGUUCCCAGUUCUGUCCUGUGCCUGGCUUUCCAUCCCUCCCAGCCUUCACUGAUAGCUGGUGGCCUCUUCAGCGGGGAGACGGUGGUGUGGGAUACCAGCAGAAGAGACGACCCUUUGAUCUGGAGGACAGGGCUGACUGAUGACACUCACACCGAUCCCAUCUAUCAGGUGGACUGGUUACCUGAUGCCAAGCACAGCAACCACGUCCAGCUGCUGAGCGUGUCGACGGACGGAAAGGUGCUGGUGUGGAGGGAGGAGCGCGAUGGGCGGCUAGCCUUGGCUGAAGGGUUUGCGCUGGUGGCUCAGCAGAUCCCUCGUAGCGCUCAGCUGAAGAAGCUCACGUGGGGAGAAGUGGCUGUGGGUGUGACCUCGCUCUCCUUUUCACACUUUGAUCCCCGCGUGUUCAUUGUUGGCGUGGAAGGCGGCUACUCACUGAGGUGCUCCAUGGCAGCAGAGACGCCGGCUCUCCACCAGAGAGGUUCCUCAGUCCUGCUCAGGGCGCCAGCAGAGCUCGCCUUCUCCCCCCACGGUGGGCCAGUAUACUCCGUGAGCUGCUCCCCCUUCCACAGGAAUCUCUUUCUGAGCUGUGGGACUGACGGACAAGUUCACCUGAACUCCAUGCUGCAGACACAACCCCUCCUUUCGCUUCAGUUGUCCAAGAAGUACCUCUUCUGCGUACGCUGGUCUCCAGUUCGGCCACUGGUCUUCGCAGCUGCUUCUGGGGAAGGAGAUGUGCACCUGUUUGAUUUUGCAAAGAGCUCCCAGAAGCCUGCUGUUUCCAUAAAGCAGGCUGCGGCUGAAUGCCCCGUGUACUGCUUGGAAUUUAACAUCAAGCAAACUCAGCUCUUGGCAGCAGGGGAUGCUACCGGUACAGUCAGAGUCUGGCAGCUGAGUUCUGACUUUACCGAGCAGGGACCCAGGGAGGUGACUCAUCUGGAGCAGCUGGCAAGCGAGGCCACAGACUGAAACACUGAAACAGCAAUGGAACCAGCUGCGGGGAGCUUGUAACUACUCUGACUCCACAAAAAGCUCCCAUUCACCUGUUCCACAGCCUUGGCCUGCAAAACAUGUAACUAUGGUCACAGCUGGAGUUUCAUCCACAUCAGUUAAAUUUGCAUUUAACCAUUAAACACGAGAUGAUGUGGUUCGACCA